Molecule: messenger RNA, 399 nt
Organism: Fusarium sp. VM40
Lineage: Eukaryota; Fungi; Ascomycota; Sordariomycetes; Hypocreales; Nectriaceae
Source: the annotation of a GenBank genome assembly
AUGAAGACCUUCAGCUCCAUCGCCCUCUUCUGUGCCUUCAUCGGCAUGUCCCUCAAGCCCGUCUCAGCAGGAUGCUUCACCAGCGGCGACGACUGGCAGGACAGAGACGCCGCUCGCAACCAUGUCGAGCACGCAUGUCGAAGCCCUGACGGAACUGGCGCUUUCCAGGGCGGCUAUCUUCCUGGCCAGGCCAAGAGUCUGUGCAUCCAGCAUUCGCCGACGCAGAGGCUUGAAUUCAGGGUUCAGAACACGAAUACUGGCCAGGGAUUUGAUCUCGCCGAUGCUGACUGCGUUUUGCGCCUUCAGAAUGAGAUCAACGCUUGUUCCAAGGGCGGUGAUUCGACAGUUUCAGGAUGGAACUUUGUUGCUGACCCAAACAAUGCCAUCUGUGGUCAGUAG